This is a messenger RNA of Linum trigynum, 6407 nucleotides long. The record is from the annotation of a GenBank genome assembly. NCBI's taxonomy places the organism in Eukaryota, Viridiplantae, Streptophyta, Magnoliopsida, Malpighiales, Linaceae.
CGAAUAUUUUGUGAUGAGUAGUCCACAAUAAGUAAUGUUUUUGGGGCGGGUGAGUCCAAGUCAAUCAAGGGCAGCGCCAUAGUUCAAUGAAACACCUUUCCCUCCCAUGUGAUUUUCAAUAGGUUUUAAUUUGUAUUCCAGUUGUAAUAUAAUUGCCCAUUUUAAUGAUGAAUUUCUUCUUCUUCUUUGUACUCUAGUUGUGACUCUUUUAUACCUUAUCUUCUCGAUAACACAGAGUGAGUUUUUACCAAAACUACAUUCCACCUUGUCAUACAUGCACUUUGCUCAAAUAAUUUCCCCCAUGAUUAGUGAAUGCGAAUUUAUGUGAUGACAUUUUAUGUAUGUUGUAUAAAUAUAUUUCGUGUGACAUUCACGUGUCAUUUCUAUGAAAUGUCAGCAUCUUCAUACCGACAUGUUUCAAACUUUUACUGACGAUUUUGCUCCAUUUACUAAUAUCACCAUAGUCGAUUUUUUUUCUUCUUUUGUGAUGGGUCGACCAUCAAAACUUUCGUGUAACGUGAGAUCCAACGACAAAAGUAAUAUUUGUGGUACAAGUUGUUCCCUAAUCAAUUGCAAUGAAUCGUACCAAGAUCAAAAUUAUGUGCAUUAAAAUAUCGGAAGCAUAAGAAAUUAUAUCGCCCUUUCGAUAAAGGUGUACGCCAAUUAUGAUCAAUAGGAGAAAGAAUGAGAAAUUCACGGUAGUUGGACUAACUUACGAAGUGAUAAUUUUAAAGGUUUAUGAUUCAUGAAACCUAGCUAGCAACUUGUUCAGUCACCGACAAAAACUAUAAUAAAAAAAUCAGUGCUAAGUCGCCAUAAUCGAACGGAGAAUAUGGUGGCCAUAAUAUACGACAUUCAAUUGAAUGAACACAAGUCAAAAACAAACAUCCAAUCGAUUUUAAGAAAGGAAGAAAUGAGGAAAUGUAGAGAGCUCUUCUACCAUACUUACAAGAACAAUUGGUGUUUUCCUUAAAAGAAAAAUUGUAAUGGUACAUGCGAAAACUUUUACUUUUGGCGUUGUGAAACAAAUUCAGAUUGUAUUUAUAUAUUUUUUUAACAAAUUUCUUUAUAGUAUAAACGAAAUUUGUACAGUUUAUUGUUGCUGUACAAAUUCAAUUUUUACAUAUGUAUUUUCUACACAUUCAUCUAUGAUACAAACUGAAUUUGUACCGAACGUACGUAACUUAUAUCUGAAAGUACCCGUGCUAUAUAGACCUUUCGAAAUUUCUUGAAAAUUAAUACAGAUGUAAGUCAUGAUGACUAAUUAGGGUUUGGACGACAAGUGGAAAGAGUUGGACAUUGGCCAGGUGUGCGACAUGCAGUAGUGCAUGCAGAAAGUGAAGUGAUAAACUGAUAACAAAUUAACAAAUAAUAAACAUAUGCUCAAGUUUUCGUUAGAAGAAGCCUAUGGAAAUUAAAAUGAGGUUUCGUUACAAGAAAGAAGCACGUUGCCAAUGAGUUCAAUGUGGACAUACUCACAUACCAAUAAUUCAGAAGUACGUAGGACAGAAACAACACUAUAUAUCUAUAACACUCCCAAUUGUUUUUGCAAGUUAGUUCCCCUAUUUCUUUCACGAGUUAUGGGUGCGAUCUGGAAUUUUCGAUUCUAAACGUUCAAUUCUGAUUUCUUAGUAUACAUGAAUACUCCCACCUAUUCCUACUAAAAAUUAUAGUGGCAGCCAACAGAGCAGUUUUCUUUGUAGUAUUAUCUAAUUGAACUAGUUCCAUGCAUUGUUGAAUGGCAUGGCACCCAUUAACGACCGCCAACAGUCGAUAUUCUUGACUAGAAAUGGAACGCAGCCAGAAAGCAAAACCGGACCAAAAAGGAAUAUAAAAACAACAACAACAAAAAAUGAACAAAUCAGAAGGAAUAAUUAUCAUGAUGAUAUCUAAGACACAAAAACCAGACACGAAACAGUUCUCUCGUCUCAUCAUCAGUCAUCUCAUGAUCAUCAUUUACAUGGUUGGUGGCUACUGGCUAGCAAAACGACGAAACAGGAAAUAUAGAAUAGUAUGCAAGAUUGGUGAAGACUGGAGAGAUGGAUCACAGUAUAACAUGGCAGCUGCAUUUGAUCCCUUUUUGAAUCUAUCAAUUUUGCUGGCUUGAUUUUUAUAUGAUAAUAUGUAUCAUAUGAUUCAUCAUUGAUAUGAUUUAAAUAUGUUUGUUGAGAACAGAUUGAUACUAUAUGAGUUUUCCAUUUGAAAUGAUUAUGUAACAAUCGUGAGUGUGAUUGUUUUUUUUUUGUGCAAAUACUUAAUAUGAAAUUUCGGGGACAAUGACUCUGUCGAUUUCGGGAUUCGUGUUCGCCUUUUCCCCUUUGUUUGGGAGAAAGGUGCUUGCACAUAAGAGGGGGUGAUUAGAGUUAAAAAAAUACAUGUAGAUCUUACAACAAGUUUGGGAAAUAAAACAUUUUGUAAGGCACUAUACUCCCUCCUCGUCCUCCUGAUUAUAACGAUUCAAAUUAAAUCCAUUUAACUUCAUAAUUUUUUUGCCUCCUCCAUCGCUUACCAUAUAUCUUGACUGUCAUUGGAUUUUUGGCAUUUUCUGUGUAGGGUUUGGAGAAGAUAUAUGUUUGUACAAACCUCUUGAUCACCCGUCUUUGUAAUUUAUAUUCUCAUAACCUAAUAAUGAAAUCGGUUUCUCCUGCCCAUGUGAAAUAACUAAAACGCAUCGUAUGUGUGUGUGUGUUUUUUUUACAGUCAACACAUCGUGCGUGUUAGUGAAAAUGAGUUUUUGUCCAUUCUGUAAUAACUGUUAAUUAUCAGUAGUCAAUAAUUUUAUCAAUAAUCAUCUCUUCAUCAAUAUGAAUUAUGAUUAUGAAUAAUUGGUGGGUGAAUUUCCAUUUAAUUAUAUUUAGCCGAUGUUUUUUUUUGGGUGGGAUAGCCGAUGUUUUAAUUCCUAGACAAACAAUAAACUAACAAGAAAAAGAACAUAUAUAAAAAAACAUGCCACUAGUCUCUUGAUCCCUUUUCGUGGCUGCUCAAUUCAAUCCUCAGAAGAAAACAAAUUGAACUAUGUGCAUAAAGAUACCAUAUCUCUGAUCCAAGAGAGAACCCUUGUUGAGCAUAUUAUAGGUUUUUUUUUUUGGCUUCUCAUAAUGGUGAUUCAAUAAUACUUCUAACCAAAAAAGGAUAGAGAGCUGCAUAAAGAGAUCAAGAGGUAAUGAGGGAAAAGGGAAAUAAUAUAGAAUAAAUGACGAAUUCAUUGGCCGUCGCUAUAUAAAAUAGUUUUGUCAAUUAUAGAAUAAUAUAAGAUUCAUUUUUUUUCUACCUCUCUCUUUUAAUAAUCCGAAUUACAUGACCGAACCAAUCACUAGUCAAGCAAAUAUUCACGACUCUCUCAACAUAGACGAUUGAGCUUAUACCACUAAUAUUAGCAAGUACGUAGUAUCAUUUCAAGGCAUGCACUUACCGUUACGUUCUAAAUUUGUCUGCAUGCAUAAUAUUCGAGUUUCUGUCCGAGAUCUGAUUAAUCUGAGAAUCAAUCAAGAUCUCGCGUGCCGUCUAAAUAAAACAAGAGAACUAUCCCAUUUGCCCUCAAAUCUCAUAUCAAGUGACAUCUAGCAAUAACAAAUCUAUGUAGACUACAAAUAUAAAGGGUUCAAAUCAACUCAAAACUAUGAGCAAUGUUUGUUUUAUUAGAGGAAAACUCAGAGGCAGUCAGCAGCCAAGAAAGAACAAAGAAAAUAUCCCCAAAAAGAACCCCUUUGGCACGAGGAAAAUAUUUGAAUAAGUGAUAUUUCUUUAUCUCAUUAUAAACGGGGGAUGGCUGAAACACAACCAAACAAUUUUUAUUUUCCUUUGUAUAAUUUUUCUUAUUUUUAGUUUCCAGUUGACUGACUGACUAGUGUGGAGGAACUAACCAAUUUCUCCAUCUCCCUUUCUUUCAUUUUCCUUCUGUUUUGUUGGCUAUAAAAGCAAGCCCCACUUUCCCCCUUCAACCUCCAAGCUGCUUCUUCUUCUUCUUCUUCUUUGUUCAUUCUUUGGCUUCAACUCCUUCCAUUACUAAGAACUUGCAGAGAGGAAACAAGGAGGUGAAAAGGUGUAAGAAAGGGCAAAAUAGCAGUGAGAAGGUAGAGAAAAGGAAAUGGCAUCUUCAGUUCUGAGAUCAACCUUCCUUCCUUUGGUCCAAGCUCAAGAUGGCCAGUCUUAUGCAAGCUUCCCUCCUAAACCUACCUCCACCACCUUCCUCUCCAAGAAGAAAAACAGGGGAGCAGUGGUAGCUGCCGCAAUGGAAAGUGACGAGGACAAGUUGACAAUGGUGGAAAAGUACAGUGAAACGAAAGAGAGAAGAAUGCUGGAUUUCUCCGGCAAAAAGCCCGCCACUCCGAUUCUCGACACCAUCAAUUACCCUAACCACAUGAAGAAUCUCUCCAUCCAGGAGCUGGAGAGCUUAGCUGAUGAGCUGAGGGAAGAAAUCGUAUACACAGUUUCCAAAACCGGCGGCCAUUUGAGCUCGAGCUUGGGAGUUGCAGAGCUCACCGUUGCCCUCCACCAUGUUUUCAACACCCCUGAAGAUAAGAUCAUUUGGGACGUCGGCCACCAAACAUACCCACACAAAAUCCUCACUGGAAGAAGGUCGAGGAUGCCGUCGAUCCGGCAAACGUUCGGUCUCGCCGGGUUUCCGAAGAGGGACGAGAGUGAUCACGACGCUUUCGGCGUCGGACACAGCUCCACGAGCAUCUCGGCGGGACUGGGUAUGGCCGUCGGCAGAGAUCUUCUCGGGAAGGACAACCAUGUGAUUUCGGUGAUUGGAGAUGGAGCCAUGACCGCCGGCCAAGCUUAUGAAGCCAUGAACAAUGCUGGGUACUUGGAUUCAAAUUUGAUCAUCAUUUUGAAUGACAACAAGCAGGUUUCUCUGCCCACGGCCACCGUCGACGGGCCGGCGCCGCCCGUUGGAGCUCUCAGCAAGGCUUUGACCCGGCUCCACUCCAGCAGGAAGCUUCGCAUGCUGAGGGAGUCUGCCAAGGAGAUCACGAAGCAGAUUGCUGGGCCGAAGGCAUAUGGGCUGGCAGCGAAAGUGGAUUCCUACGUGAGAGGGAUGACAGGUGGGCCAGGGGCAAGCCUGUUCGAGGAGCUUGGGCUUUAUUACAUUGGCCCAGUUGAUGGGCAUGAUGUGGCAGAUCUUGUCCUCUUGUUGAAGAAGAUCAAGUCCAUGCCAGCUCCUGGACCUGUCCUCAUCCAUCUCAUCACUGAGAAGGGGAAAGGCUAUGCUCCAGCUGAAUCUGCUGCUGAUAAGAUGCAUGGUGUGGUGAAGUUUGAUACAAUCUCUGGGAAGCAAAUCAAGACCAAGACACCCACAAAGUCAUACACUCAGUACUUUGCUGAGUCUUUGAUAGCUGAAGCUGCGAACGACGACAAGAUUGUGGCAAUCCAUGCUGCCAUGGGAGGAGGGACUGGGCUCAACUUGUUCCAGAAGCAGUUCCCUGAGAGGUGUUUUGAUGUUGGGAUAGCUGAGCAGCAUGCUGUGACAUUUGCUGCUGGUUUGGCCACAGAAGGGCUGAAGCCUUUCUGCACCAUCUACUCAUCUUUCCUGCAAAGGGGUUAUGAUCAGGUUGUUCAUGAUGUGGACCUUCAGAAGCUGCCUGUGAGGUUUGCAAUGGAUAGAGCUGGCCUUGUGGGAGCAGAUGGGCCAACACAUUGUGGAGCUUUUGACACAACUUUCAUGGCUUGUUUGCCAAACAUGGUGGUCAUGGCUCCUUCAGAUGAGACAGAGCUCAUGAACAUGGUUGCCACAGCUGCAGCCAUCGACGAUCGUCCCAGUUGCUUUAGGUACCCAAGAGGGAAUGGCAUUGGCACUGUUCUCCCACUGAACAACAAAGGAACACCUCUUGAGGUUGGGAAGGGAAGAAUUCUGAGGGAAGGAAGUAGAGUGGCUAUAUUGGGGUAUGGAACAAUAGUGCAGAACUGCAUUGAAGCAGCAGACAAGCUUCAAGCUUUGGGGUUCCAGCCAACUGUGGCUGAUGCAAGGUUCUGCAAGCCACUUGAUGGAGAGCUGAUCAGAAGGCUGGCCCAGGAGCAUGAAGUUCUGAUCACAGUUGAGGAAGGUUCCAUUGGUGGGUUCAGCUCUCAUGUCUCCCAUUACUUGGGGCUCAAUGGAUUGCUUGAUGGCAAGCUCAAGUGGAGACCAAUGAUGCUUCCUGACAGGUACAUUGACCAUGGAUCUCAGAAGGACCAGAUUGAAGCUGCUGGAUUGAGCUCAAAGCACAUUGCAGCCACUGUUCUUUCUCUAAUUGGACACAAGGAAAGCCUCCACCUUAUGGAUAUAUAGAAAUGUGUAUAGUAAAUAAAUUUGUCGAUUCUUUUCUUUAUCUUAUUUAGGGGAGCUAGAUAACAUCUAAGUGCAUCACUAUGUAUUAUAUUAGGGGGAAAAGUAAAGAGGGUAUUAAGAAAAUUACUAGUAGCUC